UUUCUAAGAUCUUAGUCUCAAUUUUUGAAGUUGCUGAAUUUCUCUCUGUCAGAUCUUAUACUCAGUUGAACACUAGAAGGAAUCAAGGACGGAACAAAAUGGUGGCUGCCACAGUGGGUGUCAGAAAUUUUAAGGUUUAUGUGGAAAGUGAAGAGGUUAAAGACGAUGCCAAAAUCAUUGGAAGAAAAUCUGUUACUGUUAACAAAGGAGCUAAUCUAACUAUGGCACAGGGUGGUUUGAAUAAUAUGGAGAAGAGCAAAGGCAAAGUUGUUAGUACUGCAAGUAAAAUUGUUAGAAGAAAAGCAUUGGCUGAUGUCAGCAAUGUCCAGGUCAUCUCUUCAAGGAAUGUAGUGCGUGAUGGCCCUAAGCUAAUGAAAGGUAAAAGUGAGGGAACAACAUGUUUGCAAAGGGUUUCACUGGGUUCAAGCAGAAGCAUUAUGAAUGACUCGUCGAGGAAAUCUUUUAUGGAAAAAGUGCAGGAACAUGUAAGUCAAGGUGUUGGUGACAUACAUACUUCCAAGAGAGAUGGUAACAGGGACAAGACCAUGGGUCAAAGCUGUGUUGUUACAAAUGGCAGGACUUCUACAAGGAAUUAUCUUUUGUCAAACAGGAAGUCUUUGCCGGUGCUAAAAAGGGUGAACCAGACAGAUGCAAGUAUCCCAAAGGAAAAUGCUGGAAGUUCUGACAAGGGCAAAGAAAAGAGUGGAUAUUUAGUUGGUAAAGCUGGCAAGAAAGUAGCAUCCCGGGUAAACAGUGGUAGGAGCCAUCUUUGGAAGAAUCGAGCAAGUGAUGGCUUCAUAAUAAUGGGUGAAACUAACGUCGAGGCUCGUGCAUUGCCAAGAAAAUCUGUCAGGCCAAUUGUGAAGACUACACUCCAGGCUACCCAAGCUCGAAGGACUUCAAAAUCCAAGAACACAUCAGAUCUUAAAAAACAGAGAUCUGUUGCUGCAAUCUCAUCCAAGAACAAGGAGGAUGCUGUGGCAUCUUCUCUUCCUGAGAAUAUUGCAAUAGUGGUUCCCCAUGAAGCCGCUCAAGGACAGCUUUCAUCUGAUGCUGAUGGCAAUCCAAGGACUGUAUCAGAUAUCAUUGCCAGGAGGAAAUCAGAUCGGAGGAGAUCUUAUACAUCUUCCUUGAUGGCUAGAUCAAAGUUACUAGAGAAAUGUGGUGAAGUUAUGAAGAUGGAAAAGCUACCAAGUAUUGAUGACUAUCGCAAUCAACUGGAAGUCGCUGAAUAUGUUGAUGAGAUUUAUCAGUACUAUUGGGUAACAGAGGCAUAUAAUCUGUCUUUAGCAAAUUACAUGUCGAUUCAGACAAACAUUACAGCCCAUAUGCGAGGCAUAUUGAUCAACUGGUUAAUUGAGGUGCACUUCAAAUUUGAUUUAAUGCAAGAAACUCUAUAUCUCAUGGUGACAUUGUUAGACAGAUAUCUCUCACAAGCUACUAUAAAGAAAGAUGAACUGCAGUUGGUUGGCCUUACUGCACUCUUGCUGGCAUCAAAAUACGAGGACUUUUGGCAUCCUAGGGUCAAGGAUUUAAUUAGUAUCUCGGCUGAGUCGUACACAAGAGACCAAAUGCUUGCAAUGGAGAGACUUGUUCUUAAGCAAUUGAAGUUUCGUCUUAAUGUGGCUACUCCUUACGUGUUUAUGUUACGGUUUCUCAAGGCUUCUCAGUCAGACACAAAGCUUGAACACCUGGCAUUCUACCUCAUUGAGCUCUGCUUAGUUGAAUAUGAAGCUUUGAAGUUUAAGCCCUCAUUGCUGUGUGCAUCAGCUGUCUAUGUUGCAAGGUGUACCCUCCACAUGACUCCAGCUUGGACCCCCCUGCUUUGCAAACACGCCCGCUAUGAAGAAUCCCAGCUCAGGGAUUGUGGGGAGAUGAUCUUAAGAUUCCAUAAAGCUGCUGGAACAGAACGCUUGAGAGUCACAUACGAGAAGUACACAAGGCCUGAUCUCAGUUGUGUUGCAGCAAUAACAGCUUUAGAUAGGCUUCCUCUUUGAUUUGACGUGUGGAUAACCUCUCUCUCUCUCUGUAAUUAGAUCAUCAAACCUAAUGCUCUACUGGAAAGUGUGGAAGGUGAGGAUCUUUUGUUCGAUACUCUGCUUUUCAUCACUUGUGCAAAUCUCAAAACCCACUUUUUUCUCGUCCAAGUCUUGGAGGAAAAAUAUAGUCAAUUGUAAACUCAUAGUGAUUUUACAUCUCCGCUGGUUGUUAAUCUUGGACAUGCUCCAUAUUAUUUCUUGGAAACGCCUUGAUUUGCCAGCUGCUGCUCAUGUAUUGUGAUUGUUAUUUCUGUUUUGCCUUUUGAUGUUGUAAAUUUGGUGUUGGUGUCCA
Molecule: messenger RNA, 2331 nt
Organism: Alnus glutinosa
Lineage: Eukaryota; Viridiplantae; Streptophyta; Magnoliopsida; Fagales; Betulaceae
Product: putative cyclin-B3-1
Exons: 23
Coding region: 99-1997 (632 amino acids)
Biological process (GO): mitotic cell cycle phase transition; regulation of cyclin-dependent protein serine/threonine kinase activity
Cellular component (GO): centrosome; nucleus; cyclin-dependent protein kinase holoenzyme complex
Molecular function (GO): cyclin-dependent protein serine/threonine kinase regulator activity
Source: RefSeq, a predicted model, not a curated record